Schizosaccharomyces japonicus yFS275 is the source of this 924-nucleotide messenger RNA. RefSeq names its product mitochondrial 37S ribosomal protein NAM9. The record is from RefSeq and is a predicted model, not a curated record. Gene Ontology annotation, molecular function: RNA binding; rRNA binding. The transcript has 2 exons. NCBI's taxonomy places the organism in Eukaryota, Fungi, Ascomycota, Schizosaccharomycetes, Schizosaccharomycetales, Schizosaccharomycetaceae. The coding region runs from base 1 to 924 and encodes 307 amino acids.
AUGGUAAAAAAGCCCAAAUUUUCGCUUUCCAGACAGCUUUUACGGCCGAGUUGGAACAAAUAUAACGCUUUUAAUUUUGCGUGUAAAAAGCUUCCCAAUCUGAACGGAAAAACACUAUUUCAAAAGAAAUGGAUCGCAAAACGAGAAACAAGAAGUUUUCAUGGACCACAUUUACGAGAAUAUCAGUUCAAAAACUAUUUUGAAUCGAAACUACUCGGUAUGACUUCGGUCAAUUCACCUGCUGAAAACUCAAAGAUUCCAUUUAUGAGCCAGUUGUACGCACCGUUGGAGUCUAGACUCGAUAUUGCACUACACAGAGCUAUGUUUGCUUCUAGUGUCGAGCAGGCUCAUAAAAUUAUCGUGUCCAAUAAAGUGUCGGUGAACGGUAUUCGCGAAAAACGGGCUCAUUUACGUUUAGAACCGGGGGACGUAGUUACCGUCGAUCCUGCUACAGUUAUGCGCUCCGUUUCUUCCUUUAAACCGACCAAAAGUUCUGCUUCUUCAGCUGAAGCCACACAAGACGCACAAGAUACACGAGACGAAAAGGCUGUCAAGGCGCAAACGAACAAAGCAUGGUUAGAAAUGGGCGUGGAAAAGUUUAUACCCAAACCAUUUAUGUGUGUAUUCGCGUUUAUCCCUUCGUAUCUUGAAGUUUGCUUUAGGACAUGUUCAUUCGUCUAUGUUCGACAUCCAAUUGCACGUGCAAAUAUGUCUGAAGUACCUUCACCGUUUCCUGAAAGAUUUCAUGCCCUCGCAUACAAUUACUACAUUCGUUUUCGUGCCAUGAGACAAAGUUUAAAAAAGCAUCAAGCCAAGCACAUGAUUCCACAGCGCAUUCACGAUCCUAAGUUCUACCGAGGUCCACGAAGUCUGUAUCGAAAUGCUGCAGUGUCACCAUCUACUCCUUUACCCUCUGAUUUCUAA